Schistocerca cancellata (South American locust) is the source of this 1346-nucleotide messenger RNA. Its product is annotated as endocuticle structural glycoprotein ABD-5-like. Bases 75 to 455 code for a protein of 126 amino acids. Lineage: Eukaryota; Metazoa; Arthropoda; Insecta; Orthoptera; Acrididae. Gene Ontology annotation, cellular component: chitin-based extracellular matrix. The record is from RefSeq and is a predicted model, not a curated record. The transcript is spliced from 3 exons. Gene Ontology annotation, molecular function: structural constituent of chitin-based larval cuticle.
GUAUAAAAGCGGCAGGGCAGGCGCGGGAGCUCAGUCGUCCUCGUUCGUCCACGACAGGAGCAUCUGCCGCAGCAAUGGCCGCCGGUACGCUGUUUCUCCUAGCGACGUUGGUGACUGCUAUGUUGGCAGCACCCCAAGGUGACAAUCCGAAAGACGCUACUAUUCUGGAGCAGGAGAACGACUUCAAUGGCGUCGACAACUGGCGCUGGAGCUACAAGUCGAGUGACGGCAGCCAGCGACAGGAGGUUGGUGGGAUAGUGGACGGCUUCCUGAAGACGGUCGGGAGCUACUUAUGGAAGUCGCCCAGCGGCCAGAAGUACUCCGUCAACUACGUCGCCGACAAGGACGGCUACCAGUCCAAGCUGGAGGCCGUCGACGAGACGGUGGAGCCGCCCAAGCUGGAGAAGCAAGUCCUCCUCAGCCCCAAAGCCAAACUGUCGCUCAUCGGCCGCUAGAGGACCCAGCAGUUCUUACCAAUAUACGACGUACCACAUGCCGAAAACGCAUCUUCUGUCCUUCUGAGAUAGUGUGUAAAGAACACUUGUACAAAUGAAGGCUUCCUGCAGAUGUUAUGAGACUGACACAAAUCCUGGAAGGAGAUGCGAUCAGGCGAAGGCACAGUAGAGAUAAAUUCGUAGGCUCUACUCACUGUUUGAAUAGGCAACCUUGUGAUCAUGUCACGAAAACUGACAGAAUAUAAAUUUCUAUGGUUCCAAAACGAAUCCAUUUGGUAACGAUGUCAAGUAUUAUCCUCACCGUGUGUGGAGUCAACAGAUUUAUCCUCAAAUAUUUCCCAAUGUGUGUCCAAUAACAAUGGUUGUCUUUUCGGCAGCUAUACGACGUAGUUCCUCGAGCUCUAAUAUCACACGUCAAAGAUAGCUUUAUGAAUAAUGUCUCAGUGAGAUAUUUCCACCUUAAAAUCUUCUUCAAUUGUCAUCGUCUCUGACGUAGUGUGACAAACUGAAAGACGAUAUCGCUGCAUGAAUUUUUCUGAAAGUUAAAAGUUCGUGACAAGCCACUUCGUCUGUCUGUAAAAGGGUCCACAUUUAUAUCUGACACUUCAUUCAUAAAUUUGCCUCUUGAUUGCAUAUAACAGUACAAAUAAUUAAUAGUGAUCGGUUCCUGCUUGUUGCCAUCAUCAGAUCUGUUACGAAAAUUAGGGAAAGAUACUAAAGUGACAAUAAUAAGUUCAAACAGAUUGAAACCUAAUUUACAGAAAAUAUAAGUGUCUGUAAAAAAGAAAUGUGUAAGAGCAUAUAGAAUGCAUAAGAAAGGAUAACGUGCCAUUGAAAGUCUUUAGAUACAAGCAUCAAUGUUAAGUGCUAGUGAUGGCCUGACAGCGUCCU